GAAAUAAAUAAACGAUUUUAUAACAAUUGUUAUGAAUAUUUAUUAAUUAAUUAUUAUCCAUGUUUCAGCACUGUACAAAUACAAAUAUUAAACUAAAGCAAAGAACAUCGUUACUUUAUUAUUAUUUGUGUUCUGCUGCCUCUGCAAAUGCAAAACACUUGAGAUUCCUUUUGCUUGAGAAAACCCAGAGAUCUGAAUACAUUAUAUCGAUCUAGCUACAACAACUUCUCUCAACCCCUUUCAUUCCUUUCUCAUCAUCUGCUGCGCUUGAUUUAGAAUCAUGGCUUCAAAACUUGAAGGUGGAGCUUAUCUCUCUUCUUUUGUUGAUGCUGUUUCAAAGAAGUUGUCUUCAAUACUUGAAGAUGAUGACUUUGUCCUCCAAGGAAACCACUCUGCUCGGAAGUUGCUUGAAAAGCUGGAUGAUUAUCUGUGUGAUGUUGAACCUGUGCUUGAUGAUGCUGAGCUGAAGCAGUUCGGUAACGAUAGAGUGAAGAAGUGGCUUGUUGAUCUCCAAGAUGCUCUCUAUAUGGCUGAUGACUUUCUUGAUGAACUCUCCACUAAAGCUGCCACUGCCACUCCAAGGGAUCCAGGUAACUCUUCUCCCUGGUCUUACUCUGUUGAUUCAACUAUUGAAGAUAAUGGUGUCAAUGUCAUCGAAAAAAUAGUUGGCACACUAGAGUUUCUUGUAGGGCGAAAAGAUAAACUUGGUCUGAUAAAGAGUGCCAAGUUGGACACAUCAUGGAGAAUCCCAUCCACAUCUCUUGUUGUGAGUUCUGACAUAUUUGGUCGGGACCAAGACAAGGAGAACAUAAUCAAAUUGCUGUUAGAUGAUACCUGUGACGCCCAAUCACCUGUGACUGUGAUCCCCAUCGUGGGUAUGGGUGGAAUAGGAAAAACUACUUUGGCUCAACUGGUUUACAAUGAUAUCAAAGUCGUGGCAAAAUUUGAGACUAGAGCAUGGGUGUGUGUUGCUGAAAAUUCUGAUCCUGUUAAUGUUACAAGGACAAUAGCAGGGGCAAUAGAUUUUCCUCCCUGUAACAUGGAUAACUUUGAUUCACUUCAGACUGAUUUGAAAAUGAAGUUGACAGGUAAGACAUUUUUAGUUGUCUUAGAUGAUGUCUGGCAUGAUCAACGAGAAACAUGGGAGGAUUUUCUGAAACCUUUUCGAUAUGGGAGUAAUGGAAGUAAGAUUCUCCUUACAACCCGUAGUGAAAAGGUUGCUUCUGUGUUCGCAACUAACAAUCUACAUUAUCGACUAAGUUUAUUGUUGGAGGAAGAUUGUUGGUCGGUGUUUUUGAAGCAUUCAUCUAUUUCUACUAAUUCUAAACAAUAUACAACUCUAGAACCAAUUGGUAGAAAAAUUGUUGAAAAGUGUAAGGGGUUACCUUUGGCUGUGAAAACACUUGGAGGUUUAUUGCGCAAUAAGUAUUAUGAAGGGGACUGGGAAAAUAUACUUGAAAGUGAAAUUUGGGAACUCUCGGAAGAUGAUAGUAAGAUUGUUCCUGCAUUAAGAGUUAGUUAUCACUACCUCCCUUCACAUUUAAAGAGGUGUUUUGUUUAUUGCUCGUUAUAUCCUGAGGAUUAUGAAUUUGACAAAGAUGAAUUAAUUCUAUUAUGGAUGACAGAAGAUCUUUUACAAGCAAAGGGAAACAACAGAUUAGAAAAUAUUGGUUGUGCAUAUUUUGAUGAAUUAGUUGCAAGAUCAUUUUUUCAACCUUCUAGUACUAAUAAAAGGUUAUUUGUAAUGCAUGAUCUCAUACAUGAUCUAGCAAUAUUUAUUGCUGGGAAAUUCCAUUUCCACCUCAAUGAAUGGGAAAAUCUACACAUGAUAGACAGCAAAACUCGUCAUCUCUUGGUUACUGAAUAUAAGGGUAGCUUCCACUUAUUUCAAGAAGCCUAUAAUAGAGCAGUACACAUGAGAACAUUUUUAGAUCUUUCUGUGUUUGACUGUUUUCAAUCAAUUGAUAUUGAAAGCAAUCCUUGGUUAUUACGACAACGAUUGAGAGUUUUGUCAUUUUAUUCAUUUACUAUAGAGUCAUUGCCUGAUUCAAUAGGUGAAUUGAUUCAUUUGCGUUAUUUGAAUCUUUCUCGCACCCCUAUUGUGGCAUUGUCUGAGUCAAUAUGUAAAUUAUACAAUCUCCAAACCUUGAAGUUGAGGAAUUGUACAAAACUUGAGAUGCUUCCGAGCUGCAUGCAUGAUCUUGUGAACCUGCGCCACCUUGAUAUUCGAGGUGCUUCUUGUCUGAAAGAGAUGCCGAAAAGAAUGAGCAAGUUAAAGCAUCUAAACUUCUUAAGCUACUAUAUCGUCGGCGCGCAAGAAGAGAAUGGGAUAAGAGAACUGGGAUCGCUGGACAAUCUUCAUGGCUCAUUUUGCAUUUCCAAGUUGGAGAACGUCAAGAAUAGUGGUGAAGCUUUGGAGGCAAAAAUGGGUAACAAGAAGCACAUCAACACCUUAAAAUUGAAAUGGGUUCCAGAUGGUGACAUUGAUGAUGUUCAAACUGAGAGAGAUAUACUUGACAAGUUACAACCUCAUCCAAACUUGGAAAAGUUAUCAAUUGAGGGUUAUCGGGGUGAAACAUUCCCAGAUUGGUUAGGCCUUUCGUGCUACUCCAAUAUGACCAAAUUGAGGCUGGAUCGUUGUAUGAAUUGUUAUGAGCUUCCUUCAUUGGGACAGUUACCCUCUUUACAGCAUCUGGAGUUUUCUGAUCUUGAUGGGUUGGAGAAAAUUGGUUUAGAGUUUUACAACAAAAACAAUGCAUCAUUUCAGCAGGAGACACCCUUCAAAUCUCUUGAAACUCUGAAAAUUGUAAAUAUGUCUAGUUGGCGGGAAUGGCAUUUUCCUGAUGAGUUUGAUGGUUUUCCUAAGCUUAGAAUCCUUUCAAUAAAAAGUUGUCCGGUGUUAAAGGGAGGUCUGCCUGCUCACCUUCCGGCUCUGGAGGAACUUACCAUUGUUGAAUGUGAAGAGCUUGCUUGUUCGCUGCCGAGGGCUCCCAACCUUCACCAAAUACAUGUAAAGGGUAAUAGGUCUUCUACAUAUGCGACACGAGGGCACAAGGUAGUAAUUGAAGAAACCCAGCUGGCAAAAUCCGUUAUGGAGUGUCUACCCCACAUCCAACCGCCACUUAUCCAACAUCUGGAAAUCAGUAACGUUUGGUCAGCGAUAUCAAUUUCAGAAGAUUAUUUGCCCGCUUCGUUACAGUCUCUGGAAAUCUUUUAUUGUUCAAAAUUAACAUUUUCAGAGCAACUGCAGCACAAGUCGCUAACGAAGAUAUCUGUAGUGGGGUGUCAUUCGCUGAAGUUGCUUCCAUUGUGGGACUUUCCAAAUCUCAAGAAUCUCAAAGUCAGUGUAUGCCAAAGAGUGGAAUAUGUUGAGGUGCCACAGGCUCUUCCAGGUCUCCGUUAUUUAAGCAUCUCAGACUGCCGCAGUUUAGUAUCCUUGCCGGCACUAGGGUUGGCUGCGCCUCACCUGGAGGAGCUGCAUCUAUGCAAUUGCCCAGAAAUCAAUUGUUUUGCUGACGAGUGCCUCCCGGCGAGUUUGAAAACUCUUAAAGUCAAGCAAUGCGAGAAACUAGCGAGGUGGAUAACAUCAAAGGGUUUGCAGAGUCAAUUUACUUCUCCCAUACUGGUCACAAACAAGUUCUAACCUUGGAAAAUUGCAACCUUUAUUGAAUUUAGGGUCAAAUUUCUGCUGAUCUUGGAGGCAAAGCAAAGACAACCGAGUUCACCAAUGCAAUUAUUGAUUCACUGCUCAAUGCAGUGUUAUGGCCUUGAGAGGGUUGGAGUCUCUUACACUUCUAAAAUGCACUUUGAUUGAUAACCCUCUUUAGUCCAUUUUGCUAUUCUUUGUCAAUAAUAUAGUUAAAUAAAUGAAGUACCAUACACAUGUUUCAUUCAUUCUU
Messenger RNA from Arachis ipaensis, 3899 nucleotides. NCBI's taxonomy places the organism in Eukaryota, Viridiplantae, Streptophyta, Magnoliopsida, Fabales, Fabaceae. The record is from RefSeq and is a predicted model, not a curated record.